GAGGAAUAGACGGAUUACUGCUAACUGUGCGCUGGGCAGCCCGCAGCUGCUCGAGUAGGGCCAGCUCGACAGCGGAGGGGGGGGUGGAGGCGGCGCUGGUGGGGGGGGGCGGUGGUGGUAGAAGACGAGGAGGACCGCGGAGCAGAGGGGGUGCGAGAGGGGGGGCUGGGAUGACUACGCCAGGAGUCCUUUAGCGUUUUUCCUCUUUCUCCAGUCACCAUCAGCAGGGGCUAAUCAGCCGUGUCUGGCCCCGGGCAAAGUCAGGGAAAGGGGACUUUGUCGGACAGGAAAGAGAAGCCGGAUAGACAGACACUGGAUGGAUGGACGGACGGAUGGAGGACCCACAGCCCGGUGAAACACAGCUUGGAUACCAGAUUGAAGUGAGAUUUCUUUUUUUCAUUGAAUUCCUUUAGUCACUUCGUGGUCCCUGGUCAGACUGGCUUCUUCUCCGGUUAUGGAUCGUUGUGAUACGCUCUUGUCGGAGAGGCAGAUUGGAUUCUGGAGCCGGUUAGGAAGGCAUUUUCUAGGGGCAGAUAUAAGCCAGGCACCUGCCUAGCCCUCCUUGUUCUACCUGAGCCUCUGAGGGCUUUACAAGCUGAUCUCAGUGCCCCCGACCAGAAGCCAUUUUGCACUGUUGGCUGACAGAGGGCCACCUCACUUUUCCACCGAGGGAAAACAGAAGAAACAUCUAUUUCACCUGUCUUGUCAAUAAUUGGAAUUAUAAUUGAACCGCACGCAAAUGUGGUCUCUGUAACAUUCCAGAGGAGGACCACGUUCACAUUUUCACACUAAUGAGCUUCUCCCUGCACCGUCGAUGGAAGUUUGGAUCCUUGCCCUGCUUCAGCCAGGCUAGGAUGGUGAGUCCUUUGGCGUGUGUCACCUCCCAAAACCAUGCAGAAUAAUGAGCCCCACACACCAUGAGUGCUUUGGGCCGGGUAACUCUGCAGCCUACCUGGAACACAGCUCUGCUUGCCGUGCUCUCCCUCAUGUUGCCAGCUCUCAGUGUGUGCCAGGCCUCCGUCCCUGCGCUGGGCUCGGCCACCCCACAGAACUGCCCAGGUGUGUGCUCCUGCACUAACCAGCUCAGCAAGGUGGUGUGUACCCGUCGAAGCCUGCUCAGGGUGCCUCCCAACAUCCCAGCCAACACCCGGUACCUGAACCUCAUGGAGAACAGCAUCGAAACCAUCCAGGCGGACACGUUUAGACACCUGCAUCACCUGGAGGUGUUGCAGCUCGGUAGGAACGCCAUCAGGCAGGUCGAGGUAGGGGCCUUCAACGGGCUGACCAGCCUCAACACCUUGGAGCUGUUUGACAACAGGCUGACGGUCAUCCCCAGCGGGGCCUUUGAGUACCUGUCCAAGUUGAGAGAGCUGUGGCUGCGGAACAACCCCAUCGAGAAUCCGUCGUACGCGUUCAACCGCGUCCCCUCCCUCAUGAGGUUGGACCUCGGGGAGCUGCGCAGGUUGGAGUACAUCUCCGACGGAGCCUUCGAGGGCCUUCAGAAUCUGAAGUACCUCAACCUGGGAAUGUGUAACCUCCGGGAGUUUCCCUAUCUCUCCCCGUUGAUAGGCCUAGAGGAACUCGAGAUAUCCGAGAAUGUUUUCCCUGAACUCAGGCCCGGGGCCUUUCGCGGGCUGAAGUCUUUACGUAAACUGUGGAUUAUGAACUCGGCCAUAACGACCAUCGAGAGAAAUGCGUUUGACGACAUCACAGCCCUGGUGGAGCUGAAUCUCGCCCACAAUAACCUCUCCUCCCUGCCUCACGACCUCUUCACCCCCCUGCAGUACCUGGUGGAGCUGCACCUGCACCACAACCCGUGGCGCUGUGACUGCGACGUGGUGUGGCUCUCCUGGUGGCUGAGAGAAUACAUCCCCACCAACUCCACCUGCUGCGGGCGCUGCCACACCCCGCUGCACAUGAAAGGCCGCUACCUGGUGGAGGUGGACCAGACCACCUUCCAGUGCUCCGCGCCCUUCAUACUGGACGCUCCUAAAGACCUGAACAUAUCGGCCGAGCGGGUGGCCGAGCUCAAGUGCCGCACGGCCGCCAUGAGCUCCGUGCGGUGGCUCCUCCCCAACGGCACCGUGCUGACCCACGGCUCGUCCCACCCGCGGAUAUCGGUCCUCAACGACGGGACGCUGAACUUCUCCAACGUCCUCCCGUCCGACACGGGGGUCUACACCUGCUCGGUCACCAACAUGGCGGGGAACUCCAACGCCUCGGCCUACCUGAAUGUGAGCAACGCCGAGCUCAACACCUCCAACCUGUCCUACUUCACCACGGUAACGGUGGAGGUGGUGGACCCCGCGGUGGAAGAGACCCCCAAACCCAAGCCCACGGUCCCCGCCUCGCCCUCGGUCUUUCAGCCGGUCUUCAUCUCGACCCCCACCGUGUUGCUCCAGACCACACAGACCCCCAAGCAGGUGGCCGUGCCCACCGCCAGGAUCCCCAGCGGGCCCCCCGCCAGCCUGGACGAGGUGAUGAAGACCACCAAGAUCAUCAUCGGCUGCUUCGUGGCCGUCACCCUGCUGGCGGCGGCCAUGUUGAUCGCGUUCUACAAGCUGCGGAAGCGGCACCAGCAGAGGAGCACGGUGGCCGCGGCCAGGACCAUAGAAAUCAUCCAGGUGGAGGAGGAGGUUCAGCCGGUGCCUCCGCCCACGUCCGGGUCCAGCGGCUCGGACGACACGGUGCUGGUGCUGCCCACCUUGGUGGAGCACAACAGUAACACCUUCAAGCCGGGCUACGUGGCCUCCUCCUCCUCCUCUUCGUCGUGCCGCCGCGGGGCCUACGGACCCCACGGCGCCCACUGGACCCAGAACAACUUAGGUAACUCCCUCCAUCGCUCUGUCCGACAGCACAGCCACAUCAGCACCAUAGCUGAGUCCUACGUCAUUAAGAGCUCCCACGGCAAGGAGAAGGUCCAAGAGACCCAGAUCUGAGGGGCUAGGGCUCCUGUCGGGGACUGGUUGCUCCCGUGUCUCUGUUCAUCCUCCAUGCAAUAGAAUGCACAAAGAACAAAAUGGCAACUUUCUUUUGUACAAAAGUACAAAAAAAGAGACGAUUUUUUGGGUUUGUUUGUUUCUUGUAUAUGCCUAUACAUACGUAUAUGUAUAUGAAAAAAAAAUACACAUAUAUAUAUAUAUAUAGAUAAUUCUAAAUGCAUUGGUAACAGAUGCAGAUUAUAUUAGAAAAGAAAGAAAAUUUAAACUAUUUUCUAAUAACCAAUGGAUUCUAUUUAAAAAAAAAAAAGAAAGAAAAUAUAUUAAAUUGCUUUUGUGAUUGAUAAAACCAAGUUGUCCUGUCUAGAUUAAGUUUUGUUUUGUGUUCUGGUCAUGCUGUUUAGAAUGCAGAAAAAGAAAAGGACUCUUUAUUCAUACACAUGUUUUUGAACAGAGCCCCCAAAUUAUACUUCAAUUUAUACAGUCCAAAAUAUUAUAUGCAAUUCACAUUAUUUUCGAUUAUUUCAGAAACCCAGGCAGAAUUUUAAUUACAUUUGUCCAAGACAGCAGUGGAGUGGCACAGAUUUGUGGCACAGGAUUGGCUGUUUAGUAGCUAUCAGCCAAAUGCUUUUCCACUGCAGUGAAUUUCUGCAGCUAGUGUUUAACCCUCAAUUUGCUGUCGCUAACUGGCCUUUCUUUGGCGAGCCUGCUUCAUAGUCGUAGUGUAUCUGAACAUGUUUAGUGUGCUCACCAGAUUCCCAGAGAUUCAACUAGCAACGAUGAAGCAUAAGCUAAUGAUGUUUUUUUUUGCAAUUCCCAUUUUGUCAUUGGUUGCAAUCUGUAUUCUUUAUGUUACCCUGGGCUGUGACAUGCUUCAUAAUGGCUUGUGUAGUGUUUAGGGCUAAUUUAGUAAUGCAUUACAGCAUUUGCCUGACUUGUAUCUGCAAGGGCUCAUUCAAUGCUAAUUUUUCAAAGAGGGGGAAAGAUGUGGUGCAGUAAUAUAAGGCUUUGCUGGCCAUCCUGCUUUUGGAGAAAACCCGAAAGGAUUAAAAUGAAAAAAACUUAAUGAAUGUUUGAUAUUGGGGCUUUUCCAUGGACUACAUUGAAACAUAUAUUUGUUCUUUUUCUUUUCCUUUUCUUAGUUUAUUUUAAAGCAACACUAUUUUUAUGGGGAAAUCAAGGAGGAUAUACAAAAUAAAAUAAACCUGUGGUUUGUAUUUCUCUAAUCAGA
Gadus macrocephalus (Pacific cod) is the source of this 4170-nucleotide messenger RNA. RefSeq names its product leucine rich repeat containing 4.2 (gene lrrc4.2). Gene Ontology annotation, molecular function: protein binding. The record is from RefSeq and is a predicted model, not a curated record. Gene Ontology annotation, cellular component: plasma membrane; postsynaptic density membrane; glutamatergic synapse. Lineage: Eukaryota; Metazoa; Chordata; Actinopteri; Gadiformes; Gadidae. Gene Ontology annotation, biological process: excitatory synapse assembly; synaptic membrane adhesion; postsynaptic density protein 95 clustering.